Molecule: messenger RNA, 864 nt
Organism: Rhinocladiella mackenziei CBS 650.93
Lineage: Eukaryota; Fungi; Ascomycota; Eurotiomycetes; Chaetothyriales; Herpotrichiellaceae
Exons: 3
Coding region: 1-864 (287 amino acids)
Cellular component (GO): membrane
Molecular function (GO): signaling receptor activity
Source: RefSeq, a predicted model, not a curated record
AUGUCUGAUAACACGGGUGAUGCUUGGUACCACUUGAUUCACUGGAAUGAACUUCCUCAUUGGCAGCGAGAUAAUCAUCAUAUACAUGGAAGCUACCGGCAAGCAUCCUAUAGCUAUGUCAGGUCUUUGCAAAGUAUAUUGCAUUGGCACAACGAGAGUGUCAACAUCUGGACCCAUUUGGUCCCGGCAUCUUUGAGCCUGCCGGGUGGCGCUCUCCUUUACAAAAUCCUCAAGCCACGAUACGAACAAGCCUCCUCAGCCGACGUAAUAGCAAUGAGUUGCUUCUUUGGCGGCGCAGCAUUCUGCUUGGGGACGUCUGCCGCCUUCCAUGCCAUGUCAAACCAUUCCCCAAGAGUUGCUCGGAUGUGGAAUCAACUGGACUAUGCUGGUAUUUCUCUGCUUAUUGCUGGGUCUUUCAUUCCAAGCGUCUACUACGGUUUCUGGUGCAAUCCCGGGAGACAACUGGCAUAUUGGACUAUGGUGCGUGUGGCCUGUACAGUGACAUCGAUCCUUCCUCGGUUUAGAACUCCCGUAUGGCGACCAUACCGAGCCUUAAUGUUCGUUGGCAUGGGCGUAUCGGCAAUAUUUCCCGUCUUCGACGGGUUGAGAACAGUUGGAUGGAAAGGCAUGGAAAAUCAGAUCGGGCUCUCCUGGCUGGUCCUGCAAGGCGCCUUGUACAUAUUGGGUGCUGGGUUGUACGCAGCUCGAAUUCCUGAGGCGUGGUACCCAGGCAAGUUCGACACCUUGGGAAGUUCGCAUCAAAUAUUCCAUGUUCUCAUUGUAUUGGCAGCGGUGUCGCACCUCCGAGGACUUCUGAAGGCAUUCGACUAUCGCCACGGUAUCAUGGAAUCGAUGUGUAUAUGA